AUGUCAGGCCAGUCAAGCUCAUCGUCCCCCCUCAUCUCAACAAGACGCCGCGCCUGCACGGCCUGUCAGCAGGCAAAGCGACGCUGCGACCAACGGCUGCCUCGCUGCGGUCGUUGCACUCAAAAAGGGUUCGAGGACUGCAACUACCCGUCCCUCGAGGCGGCCGUCGCGGCAGCAGACUUCAACUUCUUCACCGACGUCCUCAGUGGCUCUGCGGCUACACCAGACUCUCUACAGCACAUCAUGCCCGUUCCCGUCGUUCCCGAGACGGAGAGCUCGUGGUCCAUGUUUUACAACAACGCCACGGCGGCGGCGGCAGCCGCGCCGACACCGUCUCCGUCGAUACUGCCUCCUCCAAGCAGCGAGUGCAUCUCCAGAGACUCGGUUCUCUACUGUAGCGAACAGUUCAGGAGCUACCCCAGGCGCUGGGUGACCCAGAACGGCGUGGCCCCCUUCAUCCACCCGGCACUCUACCUCCCCACUACCAACGGCGCAGACGGAUUACCGCCCGUUUUGCAGGAUUGCUUCUGCGCGUGCGCGGCGUACGCCGCCAAGAACGACGAGAACGCUGCCCUGGUCCUCGGGGUUAUCGAAGCGAAAGCCACCGCGCUCCUCUACGUCCCCGAACAGGCGACAUGGACCCUGCCCCAGCAGGUCGCCGCGUUACAGGCGUUGGUCAUGUACCAGAUCAUGCGCUGGUUCGAUGGCGACAUCCGUCAGCGUGUGCUCGCUGACUCCGUGGAGCCCGUGCUCGCCGCGUGGACUUCCGCCUUACAGGCCCGCGUCGGCGCUGCCGUCUUCUCGGCCGAGGAAGCUAUGCCCGCCGUCGUCCUUCCGGAACCGUCGCACGUGCCCCCUCAGCAGCAGUCCUCGUCGUCUUCCUCGACUUACCAACAUGACCAGGGUUUGUCGCCGGACCACUCGCGCUCUAACACGCCUGGCGGCGGGCGACUCACAAAGGAGGAGCUCAAGGCUUCCUGGCGCCGCUGGCUGAUGGCCGAGUCGAUCCGACGCGUGCUCGUCAUGGCGCACCUCGUGCGUGCCGUGUACGCCACGGCCAAACAGGGCGGAGCAUACGGUAAGCUUGGCGGGGGUGGCGGCGGCGGCCCUGGGUCCGGACCGGCAGGACAUCACCACGGCGGCGGCGCUGGCGCUGGCGGCGGGCAUCAUGCCCAUCACCACCCGCUAGGGCUUGCGGAUAUGGGUUUCACGGCACAGGUGAGACUGUGGUCUGCCACUACGGCGGAGCGGUGGAACCGGUCGCGUGAGGGCGAGGCGCCGUGGUGGGUUGGCCGGAUGGACUUUUCCGGCCUUCUUGCGCUCGCUGAUCCCAGGGACGCCGACGAGUUUACAUUCAUGCUCGCCGUUGUCUUUCGCGGGAAAGAUGCUAUUGAAGAUUGGAUGAACCAUGGGCCUAGCGGGAUGUAA
Molecule: messenger RNA, 1428 nt
Organism: Colletotrichum truncatum
Lineage: Eukaryota; Fungi; Ascomycota; Sordariomycetes; Glomerellales; Glomerellaceae
Biological process (GO): regulation of DNA-templated transcription
Molecular function (GO): DNA-binding transcription factor activity, RNA polymerase II-specific; zinc ion binding
Source: RefSeq, a predicted model, not a curated record